Messenger RNA from Oryza brachyantha (malo sina), 4699 nucleotides. RefSeq names its product phospholipase A I. NCBI's taxonomy places the organism in Eukaryota, Viridiplantae, Streptophyta, Magnoliopsida, Poales, Poaceae. Gene Ontology annotation, molecular function: glycerophospholipase activity; protein binding. Gene Ontology annotation, biological process: fatty acid metabolic process. The record is from RefSeq and is a predicted model, not a curated record. Gene Ontology annotation, cellular component: membrane. The transcript is spliced from 18 exons. Bases 204 to 4289 code for a protein of 1361 amino acids.
GAAAAAAACAACCGAGGAAAUUCCACCGAGACCAAACCAGACCAAACGAACGCCCAACGCCUCUCCCCCUCCGCCCUCCGCUUCCUUCCUUCCUCCUCUCGUCUCGUGAUCUCCUCGUCGUCCUCCUCGCGUCGUCCUGGCCCCCGAGCCCUAGCCCUAGCCCUAGCCCUAGCCCCCCGCCAUUUGAUGCGGGGGCGCCCGCCAUGGCGUCGUGGGGCCUGGGCUGGAAGCGCAGCUCCGAGAUCUUCCACCUCACCCUCGACUACGGCGACCUGUCCGACGCGCCGCAUCACCAGCACCAGCACCAGCAGCAGGUGCAGGUGCAGCAGCCGGGUUCGCCUCCGACCUCCUCCUCCGGCUCCGGCGCGGGCUCCAGCCCGCAGCCGUCGUCUUCGCCGACCGCGAGGAGCCACGGGGAGUUCGGGUUCCGCAUCGAGCUCGACUGGUCGGCGGGGGACGACGAGGACCAGGUCGCGCUGCGGCUCCAGUCGCAGCUCAUGGUCGCGCUCCCGCCGCCGCACGACGUCGUGUGCGUCGAUCUGGCCCCGAGGGAGGAGGGCGAGGAGGGAGGGACGAUUGCGGUGGAGAUGCGGGUGGUCAGGAGGCGGGAGGCGCUGCGGUCGGUGCGCGUGGCGCGGGCCGUGGGGUCCGCGGUCGGGAGCGGCGACGGCGCCGGGGUGCUCGCGCGGCUCAUCAGAUCCAACCUCGCGCCCGCGCCGGCCGUCGACGGGGCCGCGGCCACGGGCGUCCCGGUGCUCGCCGACCACUGGCGCUCCGUCGCCGUGCUCAGCCUCUGCAACUGCGGCUUGUUGACGCUUCCAGUUGAAUUAACUCGCAUCGCACUUCUUGAGAAGCUACAUCUUGACAACAAUAAAUUGUCAGUUUUGCCACCUGAAGUUGGUGAUUUGAAGAAAUUGAAGGUGCUGACAGUCGACAACAACAUGCUAAUUUCCGUCCCUGCAGCAGAACUGCGGCAAUGUGUUUUGCUGGAGGAAUUAUCACUGGAACAUAAUAAGCUUGUCCGCCCAUUAUUGGAUUUCAGGUCAAUGCCUAAGUUGCGUGUCUUGCGCUUGUUUGGAAAUCCUCUAGAGUUUCUCCCAGAAAUUUUGCCACUGCAUAACCUUAGGCAUCUCACACUUGCAAAUAUUAGAAUUGAAGCACUGGAAAGUCUUAAAUCUGUCACGGUGCAAAUUGAGACUGAAAAUAGUUCCUACUUCAUUGCGGCCAGGCACAAACUUAGUGCCUUCUUUUCACUUGUUUUCCGGUUCUCUUCCUGUCACCAUCCUUUACUAGCCUCUGCUUUGGCCAAAAUAAUGGAAGAUCGUAGCAACCAAAUCGCCAUUAGCAAAGAAGAAAAUGCUGUCAGGCAGCUUAUAAGCAUGAUAAGCAGCGAUAAUCGCCAUGUGGUUGAGCAAGCAUGCCUUGCUCUUUCAUCACUGGGAUCAGAUAUUUCAUCAGCUAUGCAACUGAUUAAGUGUGAUAUCAUGAAGCCCAUUGAAGCUGUACUGAAAUCAUUUGAUGAAGAAGAAUUAGUAUCAGUAUUGCAAGUUGUAGUAACCUUAACUUUUGUUUCUGAUCAUGUUGCUCAAAAGAUGUUAACGAAAGAUGUUCUGAAGUCACUGAAAACACUUUGUGCACACAAGAACUCUGAGGUGCAACGUCUAUCUCUAUUUGCAGUUGGCAAUUUGGCUUUCUGCUUGGAGACUCGUCGCACCCUCAUGCACUCUGAAAGUUUGCGGGACCUUUUAAUUCGCUUAACUUUUUCACAAGAGAAACGUGUCAGCAAGGCAGCUGCACGUGCUUUGGCAAUUCUAGGUGAGAAUGAGAACUUGCGUCGAGCAAUAAGAGGAAGGCCAGUUGCAAAGAAGGGUCUACGCAUUCUAUCAAUGGAUGGUGGUGGCAUGAAGGGCCUUGCUACUGUCCAAAUACUUAAACAGAUAGAGCAAGGAACUGGGAAACGCAUACAUGAAAUGUUUGACCUCAUAUGCGGCACGUCAACUGGUGGUAUGCUUGCGAUGGCUCUUGGGAUCAAGCAGAUGACUCUUGAUCAAUGUGAAGAAAUAUACACAAAACUUGGUAAACUUGUCUUUGCUGAGCCUGCCCCAAAGGAAGAAGUUGCUACGUGGAAGGAGAAGCUUGAUCAGCUUUUCAAAAGUUCAUCCCAGAGUUUCAGGGUGGUUGUACAUGGUUCGAAGCACAGUGCUGAUCAAUUUGAGAGGUUACUAAAGGAAAUGUGUGCUGAUGAAGAUGGUGACCUCCUUAUAGAGUCUGCUGUAAAGGGCAUUCCGAAGGUUUUUGCUGUAUCUACUUUAGUCAGUGUCAUGCCUGCCCAACCAUAUAUAUUCCGAAAUUACCAGUAUCCACCUGGCACUGUGGAAGUAUCAUCAGUCAUGACAGAAAGUCCAUCAAUAAGCUCAGUUGGAACGCCUGUUUCUGGUGCCCCAGUCGGUAUCAAACCAAUUAACACGGUUGGAGCUGCUGUUUCUGGUGCACCUGUUGGUAUUAAACGUGGUGCUUUCAUGGGGAGCUGCAAGCAUCGCAUAUGGGAAGCCAUAAGAGCAUCUUCUGCAGCUCCAUAUUAUCUGGAUGAUUUCUCUGAUGAUGUAAAUCGCUGGCAAGAUGGAGCUAUUGUAGCAAACAAUCCCACAAUCUUUGCAAUAAGAGAGGCACAACUUUUGUGGCCUGAUACAAGAAUAGAUUGUCUACUUUCAAUAGGUUGUGGUUCAGUUCCAACUAAGAGUCGUAGAGGUGGGUGGCGCUACUUGGACACAGGACAAGUUUUAAUAGAAAGUGCAUGCUCUGUGGAGAGAGUUGAAGAAACUUUGGAUACACUGAUACCAAUGCUCCCAGAAAUGCAGUAUUUCCGCUUUAAUCCAGUUGAUGAGCGGUGUGGUAUGGAGCUAGAUGAGACUGAUCCUUCUAUCUGGCUCAAGUUGGAAGCUGCAACUGAUGAGUACAUCCAAAAGAAUUAUCAAGAUUUCAAGAAUGUUUGUGAACUUUUAGUUCCAAGAUACCAAGAGGAAGAAAAAUCAUCUGAAAUUACCAAAUCCAUGUCAUUUUCAAGAUUCAAGCCAUCAAAUUCAGGUUUUAGUGAAAGUAAUCCUACCUUAGGAUGGAGGCGUGUGGUUUUACUUGUAGAGGCUUCAUAUAGUCCUGAUUUUGGGAAGAAAGUAAAUCAUGCCCGUUCGCUUGAAACAUUCUGCUCCCAGAAUGGUAUUAGGCUUACUCUAAUGAACAAUGCUUCUGGAUUUGGAAAGGCGGCUACCACGCUUCCAACUCCAAUUACUUCUCCCUUAUUUACUGGUAGUUUUCCAUCUAGUCCACUUCUAUAUAGUCCAGAGGGCGCCCAAAGAAUUGGUCGAAUUGACCUAGUUCCGCCACUUAGCCUGGAUGGUAAUGCGAAGUCCUCGCCGCCAACGUCACCACUUAAGUCAUGGCAACCAUCUGUACAUGUUCGAUCACUAUAUGAUAAGUUGCAAAAUAUGCCUCAAGUUGGUGUGAUACACCUGGCACUUCAAAAUGAUUCAACUGGUUCAAUAUUGAGUUGGCAGAAUGAUGUGUUUGUAGUUGCGGAACCAGGGGAACUUGCAGACAGGUUUCUGCAGUGUGUCAAAACCAGCCUGUCAGCCAUGUUGCAUGGAUGCAAGAGAAAGGGUGUAUAUUCCCUGUCAAAGAUUUCAUGUUUGUCUGAGUUAGUUGCAGAGUGGCCAUCGUUUGAAAUUGGUGGCAUACACCACCGUUACAUAGGGCGCCAAACACAAGUAAUGGAAGAUAACCAAGAAAUUGGUGCUUAUAUGUUCAGGAGGACAGUGCCUGCUGCUCAUAUGACACCUGAAGAUGUUCGAUGGAUGGUUGGAGCAUGGAGGGAGAGGAUAAUUGUAUGCAGUGGCAAGUACGGCCUUGCUCAUGGCCUCGUCAAGGCAUUUGUGGAUUCUGGUGCCAAAGCUGUCAUCUCGUCAUCCAUUGAGCCUCCAGAUUCCCAGUCUAUAGUAUACCAUGGGAUGGAUGUAAAUGGCAACCUUGAGAAUGGCAAGUUUGUCAUCGCCGAUGACGAAGCUUCUGAGUCAGAACCCGAGCCCGUUAGCCCCACAAGUGACUGGGAAGACAGCGAUGCGGAGAAGAACGGCGAUCGCAGCAAAGAUACUGAUGAUGAGUACAUGGCUCAGUUCAUCUGCCUCCUCUACGACAAGUUGUUCCGCGAGGGCGUGACAGUGGACACAGCUCUCCAACAAGCGCUCAGGUCACAUCCAAAGUUGAAGUACUACUGCCAUUUACCCAAUGUUUUGUAGGUAGUUUACAUUCACAGUCCAUACAGAAAUAUACCAAGAUGAAUAUAGAAGAAAGGAAUAAUAAUAUGAUCUGGUGGAUUCAUGACGGGGGUUAUAGAGUUUAUACUCGUAUUCGUUGUUGAGGCGGUGAUCAGAGACUGUUCUCCCCAAGUGAAUCUUUCGGCGAAUGCCGUUGUAAUACUAGGGUAGUAGUACUGGUACAUAGUGCAUGUACUGACGAGUUAAGCCUAAACAAUAAAGGAUGAAAGUUUUGCAUGCUGUUGCAGUGAUGCUUUGCCUGAAGUUCAAGCUGUUGCCUGCUGCUAGGGUUUCGCAUCUUAACAUGUUAGAGCUUCCAAUCCUAUGGGUGUCCACUCCUGUAUCCAAACUCUUCAUACUUCAUGAUGAAAUACUCAUAACAUCAAUUUCUA